Molecule: messenger RNA, 2043 nt
Organism: Brachypodium distachyon (stiff brome)
Lineage: Eukaryota; Viridiplantae; Streptophyta; Magnoliopsida; Poales; Poaceae
Exons: 5
Coding region: 1-2043 (680 amino acids)
Molecular function (GO): nucleic acid binding; zinc ion binding
Source: RefSeq, a predicted model, not a curated record
AUGGUGGAAAUCAUCAGUCACCAUGGAGGGAGUGGGCACCAUCACCGCCAUGGAAAUCAAGGACACCACCACCACCGGGUAGGUAAUGGCAGCCAGAACCAUCAGCACCAACAUUCAAGGACCAACAACUACAAGGGCAGUGCCCAUAACAAUGGAGGCAACCCAGGGCAGAACCGCACCACUGGCAGGGAUCUGAGCCAAGUGCAAUGCUCUAAGUGUCACAAGAUGGAGCACUACUCCAAUGAUUGUCCGGAGAAGUUCAAUGAGGCCGGAGCAAAGCCUAACCCAUUCCAGAAGGGCAAUGUGAACCACGUCAGCAUAGAGGAAAUCACGGAGGAGAAAGAAAUUGGAAAACACAACUUCUCCAUAGACCUGAUAGUGCUAGGAUCAAAAGGCUUGGAUGUCAUCCUAGGAAUGGAUUGGCUAGCCAAGUAUGAAAGACUAAUAGACCGUGUCAAGAGGACAAUUACACUCACAACUCUAGAGAAGAAGCGAAUCCGCUUCAAGUCAACCUAUGAGCUUGAGUUACCCAAGGUGAAUUCUCUUAAGGGGGUUAGCCUAGAGGAUGUACCGAUAGUGAAAGAAUAUCCGGAUGUAUUUCCAGAAGAAUUACCAGGCAUGCCACCGGACCGAGACGUGGAAUUUCUUAUUGAGUUAUUGCCCGGAAGUGGACCUAUAGCCAAGAGACCGUAUAAGAUGGCUGUAGAUGAAUUGAAGGAACUGAAGAAGCAACUUAUCGAUCUUCGAUCAGGUUACUUUCAGUUAAAGAUCCGAGAAGUUGACAUACCCAAGACAGCAUUUACCACUAGGUAUGGCCUGUAUGAGUACACAGUGAUGCCUUUUGGAUUAACUAAUGCCCCGGCAUACUUCAUGAAUAUGAUGAACAAGGUAUUCAUGGAAUAUUUGGAUAAUUUUGUCGUAGUAUUCAUCGACGACAUUUUGAUCUACUUGAAGAGCAAAGAAGAGCAUGAAGAACAUUUGCGUCUGAUCAUGGAAAAGCUCAGAGAGAACAAGCUUUAUGAAAAAUUCAGCAAGUGUGAAUUUUGGUUGUCCGAAGUAGGAUUCUUGGGACACAUUGUGUUAGGAAACGGAGUUGCCGUUGACCCCGCUAAAGUAGCAGCGGUGACUGAAUGGGAAGUCCCUAAGAACGUCAGAGAAGUUCGCAGCUUCUUAGGACUUGCUGGAUAUUACAGGAGGUUCAUAGAGAAUUUCUCCAAGAUAGCCAAACAUAUGACUGAGCUUUUUAAGAAAGAAAAGAAAUUUGAAUGGACUAAAAAAUGUGAAGAAAGUUUCCAGGAUUUGAAGAAGAAGCUAGUAUCAGCACCCAUCCUUGUUUUGCCCGACCUACUAGAAGAUUUCCAAGUGUACUGUGACGCCUCGCGUCUAGGUUUGGGAUGUGUUUUGAUGCAAGGAGGAAGAGUUGUAGCAUACGCCUCAAGACAACUUAAGAAUCAUGAGAGAAAUUACCCCACUCAUGAUUUGGAACUAGCAUCUGUGGUGCACGCACUCAAGACUUGGAGGCACCAUCUCAUGGGAAAGCAUUGUGAGUUAUUCACCGAUCACAAGAGCUUGAAGUACAUAUUCACCCAGAAGGAGUUGAACUUGAGACAAAGAAGAUGGUUAGAGUUAAUCAAAGAUUAUAAUUUGAAUCUUCAAUAUCAUCCAGGCAAGGCUAAUUCUCUAGGCACGAGACUAGAGUUUAGCACAGUGUUUCAUCCACAGACGGAUGGACAAACAGAAAGAGUGAACUAUGGAUCUAGCUGGGAUGAGAAUGUACCAUAUGCAGAGUUCUCAUACAACAACAAUUUUCAAGCGAGGAUUGGAAUGGCACCAUUUGAAGCUUUGUAUGGCAAGAAAUCCAGGACACCUUUGCUAUGGGAUGGUGUAGGAGACCGUAGUCUAUUCGGGCCCGACAUGAUAAAGGAUGCCGAAGAGAAAGUCAGGCUGAUUCGAGACAGGCUUAAGAUAGCUCAAUCCAGGCAAAAGAGUUAUGCAGAUUCCAAGCGAAGGGAGUUCACCCAUGAGCACGCCAAGGAGAGGUAG